GCGCGCGCACGGGAUCAUCUUGCAAACUUCAGGACGGAUUUAUUUUAUUUAUUUAUUUUUUUUGGUAAUAUUUCCAGUACAAAAGCGCGUGUGCUCUGAUGCUGAGAGUCUGUGAUGAAGCACCUGCAGCAGGGAAUCACAGUUUCAGCAUCGGCUCCAUUCUGGGCCGCUCACAAAACACAGACAGCGAGCAAAACACUUUCAAUGAAGUGAUUAAACCGUUUGUGGAUGAAGAUGAUGAAGAUGAUGACGAGGCGAAGAGAUUCGCAGAUCGCGCUCUGAAACGCGCGGAAGAUCCGGACGGUGUUUUCCCGCGCUCAGGUGUUUCAGCUCCAGUCCGCGUUCGACGUCAAGCGCUACCUGAGCAGCGUCGAGCGCGCGCGCCUCGCGUCCAGCUGCAGCUCACCGACGCGCAGGCGAAAAGCUGGUUCCAGAACCGACGCAACAAGUGGAAACGGCGGCUGUCGGCGGAGCUGGAGGCCGCGGCCACGAGCCGGAGCUGUCAGACUGUGUUGAUCGGGAUGAUGAACGCGCUCGUUCGCGCGCCGUUACCGACAUCCGUGGCGCUCCCGCGGACGCCGCUCUGUUACCCGCUGUACUGAGUAUUAAUACUCGCGUCGCAUUCAUCUGAUCUUAUAUUAUGUGCUGGUCUCUCCUGUCCCUCACUGACAUUAUGAGGUCUGUUCGGCCAGAUUUCACACACCUGUUUUGGUUUGAAUGUGUGAUUUUAUGCUCAAUCGUUUGAUCUAAAGUUUUUACAUCAUUUUUUGUAUGAGAGACAGAAGCGCUUUUGGAAGCUGUUCACCAUGAAAAUGGUAUGGAAAGCACAUCAUUUACUUUCUACACGAACACAGUUGUAGAUAGUCUACAGAGAAUUCAAGACAGUUCACCCAAAAAUAAAAAUGAACCCUACCGCAUGAUUUAUUCACUCGAGCCAUCCUAGGUGUUUAUGACUUUCUUCUUUCAGACGAAUACAACUGGAGUUAAACUUAAAUUUAAAAAAAAAAAUGUCUAAGCUUUAUAAUGGCAGUGAAUGGCUGUUGAUAUUCAGAAGUCCAACAAGGUGCUUCCAUUUUAAUUUUUGGGUAAAAACUGUCCCUUUAAUAGUCUAAUAUAUUGGAAUGUUUGAAUGUUUAAAUUCUGUUGAAUGUUUGAAGUCUUCGGCCACAAGUAACCUGCUUUUGCAAUAUCGGGAGAAGUUCAAGAAAAUAAACGUUUCUGUGUAAGAGAUGAAAUCUGUUAUCGAUAUCAUCUGAAUGUGAACUUGUGUUAAAUAAAAGCCAUUGAACAAAUAAUGACAACGGCAAAAUCAGUGGCACAAGUAGAU
Molecule: messenger RNA, 1327 nt
Organism: Labeo rohita (rohu)
Lineage: Eukaryota; Metazoa; Chordata; Actinopteri; Cypriniformes; Cyprinidae
Product: homeobox protein HMX2-like
Exons: 2
Coding region: 99-602 (167 amino acids)
Biological process (GO): regulation of transcription by RNA polymerase II
Cellular component (GO): nucleus
Molecular function (GO): RNA polymerase II transcription regulatory region sequence-specific DNA binding; DNA-binding transcription factor activity, RNA polymerase II-specific
Source: RefSeq, a predicted model, not a curated record